AUGAAUCAACCGCAAGUAGCAAUCUAUCAUCCUGGUACACUCCUAUCUGUGGGAUCCCAUCAAGCAAGAAUUAUAAAAUACUUAACAAGCGGAGGUUUCGCACAAGUCUAUACAGCAGAAAUUUCACCCAUUGAUCCAUUCAUUAAUUCCAGUAUAGUAUGUUUGAAACGCGUUAUUGUCCCUGAUAAACCAAGUUUAAACACUUUAAGAGCUGAAGUGGAUGCCAUGAAACUCCUGAGAAACAAUACUCACGUUGUCUCUUAUAUCGAUUCACAUGCCGCUAAAUUCGAUACCAACAUUGGCUCAUAUGAAGUUUUCCUAUUAAUGGAAUAUUGCGAUAGAGGAGGACUUAUAGAUUUCAUGAAUACAAGAUUGCAAAAUAGAUUGCAUGAAAAUGAGAUAUUGGAUAUUAUGUCUCAAGUUUCACAAGGUGUUGCCGCUAUGCAUGCAUUACAACCACCUUUAUUGCAUAGAGAUAUUAAGAUUGAAAAUGUACUUCUGACCUCAAGAGGUCAUUAUAAACUUUGUGAUUUCGGAUCUGUGUGUGGGAUAAUUAGACCUCCUACCAAUCCGCAGGAAUUCACUUAUGUACAACAUGAUAUUAUGAAAAAUACAACGGCUCAAUAUAGAUCGCCAGAAAUGAUCAAUUUAGGUAAGGGUUUGCCAAUUAAUGAAAAAUCUGAUAUCUGGGCAUUAGGUGUUUUCUUAUAUAAACUUUGUUAUUAUACAACACCGUUUGAGAAAACUGGUGAAAAUGCUAUACUUCAUGCAAGUUUCCAAUUCCCCAAUUUUCCACAUUAUAGCGAUCGUAUGAAAAGUUUGAUUAGGAUCACAUUAAACGUACAACCAUCUCAAAGGCCAAAUAUUUAUCAAUUAUUGGAAGAAGUUUCAAAAAUACAAAAUGUUCCAUGUCCAAUACCAGAUUUCUAUUUACAAAGAAAAUUAGCUCAAGCUCAAGCACAAACUCAAGCUCAAGAUGUUGUAAUGAAUGUACCUAUACCGUCUUAUCCUGUGGCAAUACCUGCCAUAACCAAUAAUAAUGGCUCUUAUAACUACAAUAUGUCAAUAGCAAGUGCAACAAUUAAUCCUCAAAAUGCGAAUAAUAAUAAUACCAAUAACAACCCAUAUACAGUAGCUUCUAAUAAUGUGACUGGUAUUCUACAAUCUAUAAAUGCACCCCUUUUAAAUGUCCCUUUACAACCGAAUAGACCAAUUUCCUCACAAAAAAAACAUAUACAAAAAUCUCAAACUAUGCCCAUGCCAUCAAUGGAUGCCAACUUGAAGAAAUCAACAUGUCAAUUAGGCCACACUACCCUAUCUAUACCCAAUAAGAAUAAUGAUGUCAUACAAAAAAGGGCAAGUGUAAGCUCUUCUAGAAGCUCACCAUUAUUACAGGAAAGAAUUAUAUCCACUGAUAUGUCAUUCAGCUCUGAUGAUGAUAAAGAUGAUGAUUCCUCAAUUCAUACUGAUGAACAAAAUGUGAAAAUUGAUACUCAACCAUUAACACAUACAAUUUCGAAAACUAAAUCAUUAUUUGAUAAUAAUGAUAAUGUCGAACAUGGAAGGUCACUAAAUAAGCAUGCAACCAAAAGGGAGAAACAUCGUAGUCUACCCCCAUUACAAAGGAAUACUCUCAAAAAUAAUUUCGACCAAAUGUACGAUGAUACUACCCAAUCAAACUCAAAAUCCUCUACCCCAGAAAAAUCUAUAUUAUCUAAUCAAGAAACAAAAGAACAAAUAAAAAAGAAAAUGUUAGAAAAAUUACAAAGAGUGAAAAGUAUAACAGCUUCAACACCAACAUUACCUACUACGUCUAAUGACAAGGAAGUGGCACAAAAGAAAAAACAAAACCAGUUGUUCCUAUAA
Naumovozyma dairenensis CBS 421 is the source of this 1866-nucleotide messenger RNA. RefSeq names its product serine/threonine protein kinase ARK1 (gene ARK1). The transcript has a single exon. Bases 1 to 1866 code for a protein of 621 amino acids. Gene Ontology annotation, cellular component: cytoplasm. Gene Ontology annotation, molecular function: protein serine/threonine kinase activity; ATP binding. The record is from RefSeq and is a predicted model, not a curated record. NCBI's taxonomy places the organism in Eukaryota, Fungi, Ascomycota, Saccharomycetes, Saccharomycetales, Saccharomycetaceae. Gene Ontology annotation, biological process: actin cortical patch assembly; actin filament organization; peptidyl-threonine phosphorylation.